Molecule: messenger RNA, 1354 nt
Organism: Bactrocera tryoni
Lineage: Eukaryota; Metazoa; Arthropoda; Insecta; Diptera; Tephritidae
Product: zinc finger protein OZF-like
Exons: 2
Coding region: 77-1249 (390 amino acids)
Biological process (GO): regulation of transcription by RNA polymerase II
Cellular component (GO): nucleus
Molecular function (GO): DNA-binding transcription activator activity, RNA polymerase II-specific; RNA polymerase II cis-regulatory region sequence-specific DNA binding
Source: RefSeq, a predicted model, not a curated record
CUUGUGGAAUAAAAAAAUAUAUAUCUCACACUGGUGUUUUGCCGAAAUCAAUUUUUUUCGAGAAAAUUUAAUCAAUAUGCUUAAAGCGUUAAAUAGAUCUCAAACGUUCGUACAGUUGGUUGAUAAAAAGUGUGCUGAAAUAUUUUUUCGCAAAGAGAAUUGUUUUACAAUAAUAUGCACAUAUUGCGAAUUAAAAACUUUCAGUUUCGAAGAGUAUCUACUGCAUUUCAAAAAUGUGCAUCUUACAACAAACAAUUCAUUACAAAGUAAUGCAAAUAUUGAAACAGUGGAAAUAAAAAUCGAAGACGGCAAAGAUUUCGAAGGAACUUCGAAUACCGAGUUUAUUACUCUAACAGAAUUACAGGAAGUGCCUUUUUCUAAUUCAACCAAUUUAUCCUCUCCUUUUGUUGUCAAUGACAAAAUAACCUCUGAUGACUUAGAUGAGCACAAUGAAUGGCUAAAUGAUGAAGAAACAUUUAAAACUGAUGAAGAACUAAGCAAUCAGGGUUCUGAAUAUAUACCAAGGAUACUCGAACCUGAGCCAAAAAAGAGUUUAACAACAGCGGAAUUCAUAUGCAAGGAAUGCUCUAAAAGUUAUAAAUUCGCAAAAAACUUAGAACGUCAUAUAAAAAAAUGUCAUAGUGAAGAAUUACAAUAUACAUGUGUUCGUUGUAAACAGAAUUUUAAGGAUGAGCGAUUACUAAACGCACACCUUCGAAAAAAACAUUCUGGAUUUCCAUGUGGUGAAUGCGAGAAAGUAUAUUCUAGUAAAGAAGCUUUAAAUAUUCAUCAAUACAAGCACACUGGUGUACGAGGAUUCCAUUGUAGUAUAGAUGGCUGUGGCAAAUCUUUUUUUAAUCCAAAGCAGUUAUCGAUGCACACACGUUAUGUCCAUCGACUUGAAAAAAAUUUUGUAUGUGAAAUAUGUGGAUUUCGCACAAAAGGUCAACCUGCUUUAAUUGUGCACAAGCGUUCGCACACUGGAGAAAGGCCAUUCGUUUGUAAUUUGUGUGGUAAGGCAUUUGCUUCUAAAUCGCUUUUAUGUGAGCACGAACCAUCGCAUUCAAAUGAGCGACCACAUGUGUGCGAUGUCUGUGGACGAACGUUUGCGCGACCAAAAGCACUGUAUCAUCAUAAACAUCUUCAUUUGGGCGUAAAGAAAUUUGUGUGUAAACUCUGUGGCCGUGCCUUUGCACAAAUGGCUGGGCUUGCUGGUCAUAUGCGGCAACAUAAAGCGGAUAACUGUUAAACAUCAAUUUGUAAUUGAAUUGCAAUAAAUUUAAUUUGUUGUGCUAUUCACAAUAUGAAAUUGGUUUUGAGUAAAAUUUGAUUAGUUUCAUAAUAGUUGAACAUA